AAGCGGAUGAGUAUCGAAUGAAAUGGAUACUCUGAGAUAGAACGAGAAAAAGCAAAUUUGAUUAAUGCUACUUCUAUUAGUUUGGAACAAUUGGAAAAGUCUAAAAACGAAACCCUUUAUUUUGAAAAACAAAGGGCAAUGAAUCAGGUCCGACAGCGGGUUUUCCAACAGGCCGUACAAGGAGCUCUAAGAACUCUGAAUAGUUGUUUGAAUACCGAGUUACAUUUCCGUACGAUUCGUGCUAAUAUUGGCAUUCUCGGGUCCCUGGAAUGGAAGAAAUAAUUAAAUUAAUUAGGCCUUGAACUUCUACUUUCGUUUAGAAUUUAGGCAUUAUUUUUCCCCUUGCUUCCGAAAAAAGAGUCAAGAAACACUAAUGGCAACCCUUCGAGUCGACGAAAUUCAUAAAAUUCUCCGCGAACGUAUUGAACAAUAUAAUAGGAAAGUAGGGAUUGAGAAUAUAGGUCGCGUAGUUCAAGUGGGGGAUGGGAUUGCUCGUAUUAUAGGUCUUGGUGAAAUAAUGUCAGGUGAAUUAGUCGAAUUUGCAGAAGGUACUAGGGGUAUUGCUCUGAAUUUGGAAUCCAAAAAUGUUGGGAUUGUAUUAAUGGGCGAUGGGUUGAUGAUACAAGAGGGAAGUUUUGUAAAAGCAACAGGAAGAAUUGCUCAGAUACCCGUGAGUGAGGCUUACUUGGGUCGUGUUGUAAAUGCUCUGGCUAAACCUAUUGAUGGGAAAGGCGAAAUUAUAGCUUCCGAAUCUCGCUUAAUUGAAUCUCCUGCUCCAAGUAUAAUUUCCAGGCGUUCCGUAUACGAACCUCUUCAAACAGGGCUUAUUGCUAUCGAUUCGAUGAUCCCUAUAGGGCGCGGUCAGCGAGAGUUAAUUAUUGGGGACAGACAGACUGGCAAAACAGCAGUAGCCACAGAUACAAUUCUCAAUCAAAAAGGGCAAGGUGUAAUAUGUGUUUAUGUAGCUAUCGGUCAAAGAGCAUCCUCCGUAGCUCAAGUAGUAACUACUUUCCAUGAGGAGGGGGCCAUGGAAUACACUAUUGUAGUAGCUGAAAUGGCGGAUUCACCUGCUACAUUACAAUACCUCGCUCCUUAUACGGGAGCAGCCCUGGCUGAGUAUUUUAUGUACCGCGAACGGCAUACUUUAAUAAUUUAUGAUGAUCUCUCCAAACAGGCACAAGCUUAUCGCCAAAUGUCCCUUCUAUUAAGAAGACCUCCCGGACGUGAGGCUUAUCCAGGGGAUGUUUUUUAUUUGCAUUCACGCCUUUUAGAAAGAGCCGCUAAAUUAAAUUCUCUUUUAGGCGAAGGAAGUAUGACCGCUUUACCAAUAGUUGAGACUCAAUCUGGAGACGUUUCCGCCUAUAUUCCUACUAAUGUUAUCUCCAUUACAGAUAGACAAAUAUUCUUAUCUGCGGAUCUAUUCAAUGCCGGAAUUCGACCCGCUAUUAAUGUGGGUAUUUCUGUUUCCAGAGUAGGAUCCGCGGCUCAAAUUAAAUCCAUGAAACAAGUAGUUGGCAAAUCAAAAUUGGAACUAGCGCAAUUCGCAGAGUUACAAGCCUUUGCACAAUUCGCCUCUGCUCUCGAUAAAACAAGUCAGAAUCAAUUGGCAAGGGGUCGACGAUUAAGGAAAUUGCUUAAACAAUCCCAGGCAAAUCCUCUCCCAGUGGAAGAGCAGAUAGCUACUAUUUAUACCGGAACAAGAGGAUAUCUUUAUUCGUUAGAAAUUGAACAGGUAAAUAAAUUUCUGGAUGAGUUAUGUAAACAUCUAAAAGAUACUAAACCUCAAUUCCAAGAAAUUAUAUCUUCUAGCAAGACAUUCACCGAGCAAGCGGAAAUCCUUUUGAAGGAAGGUAUUCAGGAACAGCUGGAAUGGUUUUCUCUUCAGUAACAAGUAAAUUUUGCA
Molecule: messenger RNA, 1903 nt
Organism: Triticum urartu
Lineage: Eukaryota; Viridiplantae; Streptophyta; Magnoliopsida; Poales; Poaceae
Source: RefSeq, a predicted model, not a curated record